AUGCCUAAAGGAGGGAUAAAGAAGAAAAAAUAUGACGUCAUUGUUUAUCAACCUAAAGAAGCGAAUCCCUCUUCCAAAGUAACAAAUUGUUGCAAACCACUGUGUUUCAGUUCUCAGAAAGCAUACAUGACCAGACUUGUCAGCAACAAGCCACUUUCUGCCAUGGCAGAUCACAAUCUACUUUCUCAGUCCAAGGAUAAUAGCGUUGGCCAGAACCAUAACCAAGAAGAAAUAAUCCCCAAGUUGGCCAUGCAGCUAAGAAAUAUUGGGGACACCAUCAAUCGUAGGAUGGUUCAUGAGGAUCUUCAAGAAGAAGGCAGAGAUGCACUGGCUCGUUUUGUCAUAUUUGUCUUUGGAGGAGUUGAUAGGUUCCUGCACUUCCUCUGGAAUAACCACUUGAUGUAA
This is a messenger RNA of Sorex fumeus (smoky shrew), 405 nucleotides long. RefSeq names its product peroxisomal testis enriched protein 1 (gene PXT1). Gene Ontology annotation, biological process: positive regulation of apoptotic process. Gene Ontology annotation, cellular component: nucleus; peroxisome. The record is from RefSeq and is a predicted model, not a curated record. NCBI's taxonomy places the organism in Eukaryota, Metazoa, Chordata, Mammalia, Eulipotyphla, Soricidae.